Molecule: messenger RNA, 4117 nt
Organism: Topomyia yanbarensis
Lineage: Eukaryota; Metazoa; Arthropoda; Insecta; Diptera; Culicidae
Exons: 2
Coding region: 53-793 (246 amino acids)
Molecular function (GO): N-acetyltransferase activity
Source: RefSeq, a predicted model, not a curated record
UUGUCCAGUCAACAUCUUACACUAUUCGAGGCGUACCUCGUGAGAAAUAAAAAUGUCUCAAAAUGUGCUUGGAACAUGCUGCGAUGAUGAGAUAGAGAUCAUUCACUAUGAAGAGAAGUACUGUGACCGCUCUAUGAAUGUGCUACGAAAAUCUUUCUUUUUGCACGAAGCCGUUUGCAUUGGAUCAGAAGUGAAUCUCGAUUCUCAGGCCCAGAAAGAUUUAGAACAACUUUGCUUGGAUGUAGGUCGCAGUGGAGUUUCUUUGCUGGCGCGACACAAGUCAAGCGGUGAAAUCGUCGGAGUGUCGUUCAAUGUACUGCAGACACCUAGUGCCCCAGGAGAUGCGAACUACUUUGAAUCAUUCCGUGAUCAUCAGUGCAAAUCGGCAAGCUCAAAAAGUCUUAUGCAGUACAUGAUAACGAUGGACGCCAAGGUGGAUUUGUUUCAAAUGUUCAACGUUGAUUGUCUUCUGGAGAUCAUGUUCCUCGCAACACUACCAGCUUUCGAGGGGAAGGGAAUUGCAAGUAACCUUGUCGCGUGCUCGAUCGAUCUAGCGAAGCAGUUGAAGCACGGUCACGGCAUUGAAAAUCUCCCAAAGGAUUCCAAGCAUAAACGACCGGAACUUGUUUCAGCACUUUUCACAUCAAGGGUAUCACAAAAAGUGGGCACAAAAAACAAGUUUACAGAAAUUAAUGAAGUGCCUCAUGCGGAAUUUAUUUUUCGUGGUAAAACGUAUAGCGAUCGUAUUGGCCCGGAUCAUCCAACUUCGAUUCUAAUGGCUAGAGAAAUUUAAAGUGAUAAUAGAUUAAAUCAUCUGUCGAAAUUUCUGAUGGUUGGAGAAAUUGAAAGUGAUAAUAAAUUUGAAAACCUUUGAAAGGUAGUUUCUCAACAGUCUCGUUUAGGGAAAUUCAAAUAGUCUUAGCACACAGUGUGUUUUGUAGAAUUUCUUAUUCGUCUAACCCAGUUCAAUCCACUUUAUAUAAUGUCACCAAACAGUUCAUAAUAGAAAAUUAUUACACUCAGGUUUUUUUACGCGGGGGAUACAGGCCGCGUAAAUGAAAACCGCGUAAAUGAAAACCGUGUAAAUUUCAAAAUCCGCGUAAAUGAAAACCGCGUAAAUUUCAAAAUCCGCGUAAAUGAAGACCACUUAAAUUUAAGAAUCCGCGUAAAUGAAAACCGCGUAAAUUUCAAAAUCCGCGUAAAUGAAGACCACUUAAAUUUAAGAAUCCGCGUUAAAGGGAACCUCGUUGAUGGAUACCGCGUAAAUUCCAAAAUCCGCGUAAAUGAAAACCGCGUAAAUUUCAAAAUCCGCGUAAAUGAAAACCGCGUAAAUUUCAAAAUCCGCGUAAAUGAAAACCGCGUAAAUUUCAAAAUCCGCGUAAAAAAAACCGCGCAAAAAAAAACUUGAGUGUACUACGCUUUUGAUAUUAUGACAUGACAUUUUAAGGGAAUUAUAAAAGCACUGUUUUUCGUAUGUUGAACUGUUUUUGCGAAAAACAUAUAGUAAUAUCGAUUAUAAAGCUAUUUAGAUAGAUGAAAUAGGAAAAUAUAGCAUAACAAUUCAACGCAUCAACAGCCGAAGGCUUAAGGUAAUAGACCUACCUAUUGUGAAAUAAUUGCCCAUGCGAUUAAAUUUUCAUAUUGAUUCCUUACUGGCCGAUUAAUCAUAUUCUUUGAGAGAAUUGGACUUAUAGCAUCUAUGGCUGUUUUCUAAACACGACAAUGUCCAUGCUAAAUCAAUGAAAAAAUAAUUCAAAGUGCAAUAUAACUAUAUGUAACUGGUAGUAAAUUGCACUAUACAUUUUAAAGAGCUUACUUCUAAUAUGUCAUCGCUUUUGAACGUACUAUCAGAUGAACUUACUAGUAUAUGCAAUAAAUACAUGAUUGGGGUAAUUUUCUCCACAAUGUCAACUGCACUAUGCAAACGAUCAACCGCAUAACAGUCCCACGAUGAAAAACGUGGAGUAUAUGGAAUAACGAUACAGGUAUACCUCGAUAGUACGUACACCUUCGCUUCGUUUAGUGUACGUACUAUCGAAACGUACGUACUAUCGAAUCACAAAUAUAAAUUUCAAAAUAUUACUUUUUAUGUUUAAUAUUGCAUGAAAACUUACAAAAAUAAGAUUUAUCACUGAAUUAAUCCUCAUAUUAGUGAUAAACUGUUCAAUCACUGUGUACUUGGUUUUAGAAGAACGGUUUGCUACAACCAGAAUGGUUGAAAAUGGCAUGUAAAAGCAUUUCCUCGAACUUAUUAGGUUCCUUGACUACGUACGAUUUGUCUGAAUUUCGCAUAAAAUAUUCUGAAUUUGUAAUAAAAAAAUCCGGAAGGAAUAAGAUGCCUAAACUCUUUGCAUUUGGUAGCAUUCCCGCGAGCGCGAUGCCAUUAACAACAUAUUGUUUUUCUAUUCCUUUUUUUUUGUCGCAAAACGGAUAUUUAAAUAUAUUUGUAAUGGCGAUUAAAUUUUAAAUAUAUUUUAUGACAACAUAUGAAGUUAAAGAUAUAUAAAGCAUAGUUCCCUGUCAUACCUUAAUCCUUUAACCAUGCCAAUAUGUUGAAUACUUCCUUUAAUUCCUCACACAAGUUUCACAAAAGAAGUAUAGAGGGAAAAAGGCUCGUUUAGCUGUGUUUGUCCAGAUCUGUAAGUCAUAUUAGUCUCCAUCAAAUUCGCUGGGCGUACUUGAUCCGAAUCUUACCCAUUCCAUUCAAAACUUAGUAUCUCCUAGAAUGUAAUGAAUUCAGCACUCACAUUUUAUGUGCAUAAUCUUUGAAAAUCAAUUAGCAAAAAUCCUGUUAUCAUUGCUCUAGAUAGUAUACCUUAAAAGUAAAAGAAUUUUACCGGUUACUUCGAAGUUAGUAAUACUUAUCUGAUACUUGUGAGACACCGUACAUAAAGCAUACAAAAGUUUUUGGUCAAACUUUCAUAAUUUUGUGAAGUUAACUGUGAGUUUUAGAAAUUUACUUGAGGUUUGUUGUAAUUUAUCUGUUUGAAGUAAUAUUGCAAAGCUUGAAGACACCCCUUGACGUUUGAAAUUUUUUUUUCCAUAAAUCCUUUAAAUACUCUUGAAAUUUCGUAAACUUUCCAGAAGUUCUAAAGAUUUCGAUCAAGAUCGUAAAAUUUGUUGAAGUUUGCAGAAUUACCCCGAGUUUGGUAAAAGAUGAGUGAAUAUCGUGAACACUCUGCUGUUUAUGUAAAAUGUUUGAGUGCAUGAAAAUUCUCUGAAGUUUGAAGUAUUUUCCUAAACUUUAUACAACCGGUAAAUUGUCAUCCUUAAAGCUCAUUGAGAUUCUCUGAUGUUUGACAAAAAAAAUAUGAAUGAUAAGAAUAUCGUACAAAUUGUCUGUAGUUCUAAGGAUUUCCUUGUAAGCUAGCAAGCUCCCAAAAAUUUAUAAGAGUUUUAAGAUACUUGUAGGACGUCCCUAAAGCUCGUAGGAUUCUUUUCAUACUUGGUAGAAUUUCAUGAUGCAUUUAUGGUUUACUUAAACUUUGGAAUACUUUGCUGGAGUUUGCAGAACCACCUUGAGCAGCACAGAACCCGUGACAUAACCUCUCUAAAGUAUGCAGAAGUAACAUGGAACUCGUGAAACUUCUAUAAAAUGUGUCGCAUUUUGUUGAAGUUUACAAAAUCAGACGAAAAAAAAAUUGUUGGUAGGUGUACGUACUAUCGAGGCAAAAUACGUACUAUCGAGGGUACGUACUAUCGAAGGUACGUACUAACGAGGGUACCUGUAUAUGUUUUCAGUUGCUAGUUGUCACAGACAAAAACUUAUAAGUAAUAUAACGAGAUCAAGAAAACAUCCGUUUAUUGUCCUACAAAUAAUAAUUAUAAUUGUUUUGUCAUGUGUACAUAAUUCUAAAAUAUGAUUAUAUGUAUUUAUUUUAAGCAGAAUAUCAGUAUACAUCAAAUAUAAAAUUGAUGUCGAAUUGUAUAAACUUUAACAUUGCUGAACUAUAGUAAUAUUUUUUUGGCGCGAAAAAUUAGCUGUUUGAUAAGAACUAUAAUAAAAUAAAAUAAAUGGACUUGGAUCGUUAUCACAUAUUUUACUUUUGUGGAUGAAAACGAUGAAAGGAUGAAUUUUUGAGUAAGAUUUAUAUAUGUACAGUGUCGGAUAAAACAA